CGUCAUAAUUAUGCGCCACGGAAGCUGUUGGAAAACGCGUCAUAUUUUCGCGUCGUCGUGCUCGCACGUAAAAGGGUGUCUGCUUUGAAAAGCAACCAUGGCUCGAAACGCAGAGAAGGCCAUGACGGCCUUGGCCAGGUUUCGUCAAGCCCAGCUAGAAGAAGGAAAAGUGAAGGAGAGACGGCCGUAUCUUGCCUCAGAGUGCAACGAGUUGCCUAAAGCAGAGAAGUGGCGACGGCAGAUCAUCAGUGAAAUUUCAAAGAAGGUGGCACAAAUUCAGAACGCUGGUUUAGGGGAAUUCAAGAUCCGUGACUUGAACGAUGAAAUCAACAAGCUUCUCCGUGAGAAGGGCCACUGGGAGGUUCGAAUCAAAGAACUGGGAGGCCCUGAUUAUGGGAGAAUCGGACCGAAGAUGCUGGAUCACGAAGGCAAAGAAGUGCCAGGAAACAGAGGUUACAAAUAUUUCGGUGCUGCCAAAGACUUACCUGGUGUCAGAGAGCUGUUUGAGAAAGAACGUGAGUUGAACGUUCUUAAUAUACAAAAAAGAAAGGCUUUUACAAGUCUCAGGAGUGUGUGUGACGUUUCUCUGAUUAUAUCCUUUCCAGCUGUAGCACCACCGAGAAAAACAAGGGGUGAGCUGAUGAAGGACAUCGAUGCUGAGUAUUAUGGCUACCGUGAUGAGGAUGAUGGUGUGUUAGUGCCCUUGGAACAAGAAUAUGAGAAACAAGCAAUAGCAGAAGCCAUUGAGAAAUGGAAAGCAGAAAAAGAGGCUCGUUUAGCCGGAGGUGGAGGGGCUAAAGAGUUGGAAGAGGAGGAAGAAUACAUAUAUGCUGUCAAAGAUGAUGAGUCUGAUGACGAGAUGAGGGAACAGAUGGAGGGGGAAGAUGGAGCACAAACGUUUAUUGCUCACGUACCUGUGCCAUCACAGAAAGAGAUCGAAGAAGCCUUGGUGAGAAGAAAGAAGAUGGAGUUGCUCCAGAAGUACGCCAGCGAAAGCUUAAUGGCACAAAGUGAAGAGGCUAAAGCGUUGCUCGGCUUGUAACGAUUCCCGUCUAUGAGCACAGGCUCAGGAUUUCCAACAUCUUUGUUCAUGCAUUUAAUUGUCUGUUUUGACGGGGUUACACGGACUGAAGGGUAAAUGUGUAUGAGGUCAUUGAAUCUAUUUUGAUGUGCAGGUACUGUCGAACUCCACAAAACUGCAUUGCAGCGGCUCAUAUAUUCCAAUACAACUGUCGUUACUUUAUAAGGGGAGUGUUUUAUGAUGUGAUAACGUAUUUCACCAGCCAUUUCCAAAUGUGAAACACUAUAUGUCCAAAAGUUUUUAGACACACUCAUAUGUGAUUGCGUUCCCUUUUCUGCUGGAAUAACCUCCAUUCAUUUGAGAAGGAUUUGCACUAGACUGUAGAAUGUGGGGUUUGGUGCUCAUUUAGCCACAAGAACAUUGUUGAGGUCAGGUGCUGAUGCUUGUGAGUUAUCCUAUACAGUGGUGUGGUUCUUUAUGGCAACAGUUUGGGGAAGAACCACAUACAGGUUGUGAUGUUCAAGUGUCUAGAUGCUUUGGGGCAUAUAUUGUGUUUUGGGGAAAUAUGAUGUUGAGUAUCAAAAGCAACAAACAAUUCUUUGUAAAUAAGUUUUGUAUACAAUGCUCACAUUUUUUUUGGACCAGUAAAAAAUUUUCUACAAAAGAAAAA
Molecule: messenger RNA, 1691 nt
Organism: Hemibagrus wyckioides
Lineage: Eukaryota; Metazoa; Chordata; Actinopteri; Siluriformes; Bagridae
Gene: isy1
Product: ISY1 splicing factor homolog
Exons: 10
Coding region: 98-1042 (314 amino acids)
Biological process (GO): generation of catalytic spliceosome for second transesterification step; mRNA 3'-splice site recognition
Cellular component (GO): post-mRNA release spliceosomal complex; catalytic step 2 spliceosome; post-spliceosomal complex
Source: RefSeq, a predicted model, not a curated record